AGUCUGCCCGCCGCUAUUGGACACCCACACACAAAACAACACGAAAAGAUGACGCUGCCCGAGUUUUUUGGCUGCACUCUGCUGGCAUUUGGACCACCGUUUUCGCUUUUCGUCUUCACCAUCGCUAAUGAUCCUGUGCGCAUCAUCAUCCUGAUAGCAGCCGCCUUCUUCUGGCUGCUCUCACUGCUGCUCUCCUCCCUGCUUUGGUUCGCUGUCGUACCUCUCCAAGAUGUGCUGGCAUUUGGUGUUGUGUUCUCGGUGUUGUUCCAGGAAUGCUUUCGCUACAUCAUCUAUCGCAUUCUGCGCAGCACCGAGCAGGGAUUGCACGCCGUCGCCGAGGACACGCGUGUUACUGAAAACAAGCACAUCCUGGCUUACGUUUCAGGUCUGGGAUUCGGCAUCAUUUCCGGCAUGUUUGCAUUGGUCAAUGUACUAGCUGACAUGACUGGACCCGCCACAAUGGGCUUGAAGGGCGGCACUGAGCUCUUCUUUAUCACUUCCGCCGCUCAAGCGCUGGCCAUUAUUCUGCUGCACACGUUCUGGAGCAUCAUCUUCUUCAAUGCCUUCGACACGAACAACUACUUACACAUUGCGUACGUGGUGGGCUCACAUCUCUUUGUCUCGCUGCUGACGCUGCUCAAUGCGGAUGCACAUUAUUGGGCCACCUUGCUGCCCAGCUAUAUUGUGACAGUGCUCACCGGAGUGUUGGCUUUCAAGGUGGCUGGAGGAAGUGCCAGAAGUGCGAAGCGGUUUAUAAUGUGUCAAUGAUCUGAUGACUUGUAGCAAUAACCUCGAAAGUAUUAGGCUUAAGUCGGAAUCCAACUGGAGGCGCAAAAAGGCGCUUUAACUUAAAAUAUAGGAAAGUCGAAAGGGAUCGGCUGUCAAAUACCCGCUACUCAUUUCAACGCGAUUUUAUGUGAUAAGAACAUUUGUACUGAUUGUUCUUUGUGUAACUUUGAAAUUUAUUACCCAUUUUUAAAGCAAUUAACCGCUCAAAGAAAUUUCUUGAAUAUCUUUUUAAUUUAUUAUCCGAUCGUAGAGAAAUUCUUAGGAAUAAUAAUGGCUUAAACUUUUUAAUUAAAAAAAAAGAGUUGUUUAAAAAAUUUGAGGGCUUACAAAAUAUGCUAAUACAAUAUCUUUAGCCUUCUGCCAAUAGCUGAUUCAUACCCUUUCCAAAUAAUUGUCUAGCGGGUAUUUUGAAUCCUGAUAUUGGAAGCGCUUUGUACGCUUUACCUUAAAUAAAUAUUAAGCAGCUUACAUUGUACUAAACUUA
Molecule: messenger RNA, 1273 nt
Organism: Drosophila sulfurigaster albostrigata
Lineage: Eukaryota; Metazoa; Arthropoda; Insecta; Diptera; Drosophilidae
Gene: aph-1
Product: gamma-secretase subunit Aph-1
Exons: 2
Coding region: 49-768 (239 amino acids)
Biological process (GO): protein processing; Notch signaling pathway; Notch receptor processing
Cellular component (GO): gamma-secretase complex; endoplasmic reticulum; membrane
Molecular function (GO): protein-macromolecule adaptor activity
Source: RefSeq, a predicted model, not a curated record